Messenger RNA from Arvicanthis niloticus (Nile rat), 4043 nucleotides. RefSeq names its product phosphoribosyl pyrophosphate synthetase 2 (gene Prps2). Gene Ontology annotation, biological process: purine nucleotide biosynthetic process; 5-phosphoribose 1-diphosphate biosynthetic process; ribonucleoside monophosphate biosynthetic process. Gene Ontology annotation, cellular component: cytoplasm; ribose phosphate diphosphokinase complex. Gene Ontology annotation, molecular function: magnesium ion binding; ATP binding; ribose phosphate diphosphokinase activity. NCBI's taxonomy places the organism in Eukaryota, Metazoa, Chordata, Mammalia, Rodentia, Muridae. The record is from RefSeq and is a predicted model, not a curated record.
GUGUGGGUCUGGCCUGCGUAGACACAGGGUGCACUUGAAGCCCAAGUAUCAUCUCUGGGUCCUGAGCUUCCGGGUUGAAAGGCGGCUCUUUAGCUGUGAGGCACCACAUGGCCCCUUCCAGCAAUGGCUCUCUGUGCCCACUUUAUCUGGUUGGUUGACCUCAUUUAAAGGCAAGCAAGGAAGUCCUGUGUGGAGCAUCGAGCUCCCCUACGGAGCCAUUGUACCUGGGUAUUUCAGGACCACCCAGAGCUUCAAACCCAGCUGCCCAGCCUGCGUGGGCAGAAGCAGCCUCCCAGCACCCUCCAGCGACUCAUCGGCUGCUCCUCCUCCCUCUGACUCCUCCCACAACCUUCCCCUCCUCUAGAUCCCGCUGCCGCGUUUUCCCGCUUCCCCAGCAGCCACGGCCACUGCAGCAGCAGCAGCAACAGCAGCACCGGCAACGGUAGCAGCCGUCUGCGUCGCGGUCGCUUUCUCCUUCUCCAGCGCGCUCCUCAGUCCCCGUGCGUCACCAUGCCCAACAUCGUGCUCUUCAGCGGCAGUUCUCACCAGGACCUGUCGCAGCGCGUGGCCGAUCGCCUGGGCCUGGAGCUAGGCAAGGUGGUCACCAAGAAGUUUAGCAACCAGGAGACCAGCGUCGAGAUUGGUGAAAGUGUGAGAGGAGAAGAUGUCUAUAUCAUCCAGAGUGGUUGCGGGGAAAUUAAUGACAACCUGAUGGAACUACUCAUCAUGAUCAACGCCUGCAAGAUUGCAUCCUCAUCCAGGGUAACAGCUGUGAUACCCUGCUUCCCCUAUGCCCGGCAAGAUAAAAAGGACAAGAGUCGUGCUCCAAUUUCUGCUAAACUUGUGGCCAAUAUGCUGUCAGUUGCUGGGGCUGAUCACAUCAUUACCAUGGACCUGCAUGCCUCUCAGAUCCAGGGAUUCUUUGAUAUUCCUGUGGAUAAUUUAUAUGCAGAACCUGCAGUUCUUCAGUGGAUUCGGGAGAACAUCACUGAAUGGAGAAACUGUAUUAUUGUUUCUCCAGAUGCUGGAGGAGCCAAAAGGGUUACAUCAAUUGCAGACAGACUGAAUGUGGAAUUUGCUUUGAUUCACAAAGAGAGAAAGAAAGCAAAUGAAGUGGACCGGAUGGUUCUCGUGGGUGAUGUGAAGGACCGUGUGGCCAUCCUGGUGGAUGACAUGGCUGACACAUGUGGUACCAUCUGCCAUGCUGCAGAUAAGUUACUCUCAGCUGGUGCCACCAAAGUUUAUGCUAUCCUUACCCAUGGAAUCUUCUCUGGGCCCGCUAUUUCCAGAAUAAAUAAUGCUGCCUUUGAAGCUGUUGUUGUCACCAACACAAUUCCACAAGAGGACAAAAUGAAACACUGCUCCAAAAUUCAGGUGAUUGACAUUUCAAUGAUCCUGGCUGAGGCCAUUCGAAGAACCCACAAUGGAGAAUCUGUGUCCUAUCUGUUCAGCCAUGUCCCACUGUAGUCUGGGUUGGAAUAUUGAAGGUGGAGCAAACCUCCUACAACUUCUUACUGUCUUUGUCUGCCUGCUGUUUUAGCAUUAGGACUCAGCAAUUCUAGGAUGAUCACUGGCAAAAAAACAUCUGAUCUAUGUACACCCUGAGAGUCCUCUGUCUCUCCUAAAGCUCAAGACUACUACUUUCCAGUUCUGGGGGAGGGCAGAGGAAGGUGGUGGUUAUUUGGUCUUUAAAUGAACUGAUAUCAAUGAGAAAUAAUUAUUCCCUCAUUUCUUUUUUGGUACUUUGAGGCAACAACUUUUAAGCCUAAAAUCCCAUUGUGGAAAUUUGUCAUACAUAUAUUUUGAGGUUGCCAAAGCUGACUUCAAAUGAAAGCCGCCUGUGUAAAUAUAUAAUAACGCCUGCGGGUGUUUGGGGAAAAUUCUAAAUAGCCUUUACUUCAGAGAGAACCUUGGAAAAUUUAUACUAUCAUGAAUUUUGAAAAUUUUUUUAAAUGGUAACUAGGUUUAUUUUAUUGCCCUUUAUCAGGACUGAAUUUUAUUGAGCCUAAGAUAGUCAUUGACAUACUGGCUUUUCUUAGUAGAUAUUAGACAUAUUGAAGACAAUAUAAGACUGUUAUCAUUUUUAAUUGCCACUUUGAAGAUAUGUCAUAACUGUCAACUUACCUGAAACUCUCAAAUUAUGAUCACUAAUCACUGUGAUUUGGAUACCAUUUCAGGAUGUAGUCAGUCAGUUUGUGGCCACAUUGAUGUACAGCUUUGUUUAUCCCGGGGGAAUUACUCUUUAAGAUGCAGCUCAUCUCUAUGCAUUUUCCCCAAUAUCUUUUUGUAGUUGUCCACCAAAAGAAAGACUCCUUGAACUCCCCUCCCAUUUUUAGGCUGAUUAUUAUUUUAUUUUUUCACGUACACAAAAUGGGGAAGUUUUAAGGGUGCCACCAAAUGUACUUAUUCAAACCCUGCAUAAUUGACCUUGAGUUAAAUAUUCUUUGGCCCUAUGUCAUCAGAAGUACUAAAUCUCUAAUGACUGGUUAUUGUCUCUAAGGCUGCUAUAAAAUGUAGAUAGGAUAGGGUUGCAAAAACAGUGGAUGCAAAAGUAAAUAGCCAUUCCAGUAACAUAAUCUUCGAAGAAAUGGUUCAAAAAGCAUUGUGAAGAAUCUCGUGAGGGAUGGCAUUCUUGAUAAAACGAUCUUUUAGUGAAGUGUGGAGGUCCUUGCCCAUAAUCCCAGCACUUUAAAACUAAAGCGGGAAGAGUAUCACAAGUUGAAAGUCCAGCCUAAGCUACACAGUGUGUUCCAGAUCAGCUUGGGUUGCAGCGUUGAGACUGUGUGUCAUAAAACUAAAACAAAACAAACAAAAGGCAGUUCUCUAUAGCGUCAGUAAAAGUGGACAAUUUGUCCUAUCCGUUUUCCUUCUCACAAAGAAGAGGAUUUGCCUGUGUACCUAAAUCUUAGGAAUGCUAAAAAAAUAUAUAAAAGUUCCCCCCCCCCUAAGUAUUAUAGAUAAAUUCCCAGCCCUAAAUUCUGCAGGUAGAAAAUCCUAUCCAUCUGAGUAGCACACUCAACCAGCACUCUCGAACAUGAGAAGUCAGAGGAGUAGAAGUCAAAUCAAUGUUACAAAGUACAAUUUAUGUUAUUACAGAAACUGGCAUUUUGUUAAUACCUUAUUUGUAACUGUUCUAAAGAAAGUGGUCCCCAUCACCUGGGAUGCUCAGCUCUGUGGUACAGUCUGUCUGUGCAGUCUUGGCUAGACAUGUGUCAAAACUUGUUUGAUUCGAUGCAACUGUUACUUUUGAUAAAUGUGUGAUGUCUGUAUUUCUUGGGUUUUCUGGCUGUGCCGAAGACAUCCUCGUGCACACCCACAUGGAGAUAGCUUGGUGUGUGUGUGUGUGUGUGUGUGUGUGUGUGUGUGUGUGUGUGUGUGUGUACAUGUCCCAAAUCGUUGGCAUGACAAAAGCCAGUUGCUAAUCAUUUUAUCUAAGAUAUUUAAAGCUUAAUGGUGUACAGUGGAUCUUAAAAUAAUAAUCUUAAGAUUUAAAACCCUGCCAGAAAAAUCUACCUGGCUGUCCUCUGAAUUUGAGAACCAAUGGUUUCUGUCCUUAUGUGGCCUGAGUUAGUAUUUUAAAGUACCUCUGAAUACAUUUGUGAACUAAUUAGACUGAACUGAGCCUUAUACAGUGGAAAUACGGUUUUAAAUAUUGAUGGUUUCAGUUUGGCUAAAAUGACAAACAAAGGCUGCCUCAUGAGCAGAACUUUCAUGUUCCUUGCUGCUUGUGGUAAAUAAAUGUAACGGGAAUCACCAAAUAGAUUGGCUCUUUCCAACUCUAUAAAAGGAGAGUAUGUUAGGCAUAUCUAGCCAAAAAAGGGAGCCAGGAAAAUGUGAAUAUACAAAAGUUGUUUCACCUCCACCUUAAUUGUAUUAGUCAACUGAUAGAUGUUCAUAUGCUAACUUUCCUUUGUGAGAUACAAUGUCGACUAAAUUCAGGAAUAUAUUCCUUGCAAUGCUUGCCCUGGUUUUAGAGACUAGAGAAUUUUGAGAUCCGAUGGCAUUUACUAUGACAUUUCAAUAAAAUCAUGCUGACUACUUUG